AAUGCGUUGCAGGAUUAUUGGGUUGAAGAUCUUGCAUGCCUGAUACAGUCACACGAGGACCUGUUGGUCAAACGCAUGCAAAACGUGUCUACGUCCGAGGCCACGGUGGAUCAUUCGACUAUGCUUGCCCCGCUAGAUUACAAACCGGAUGCAGAUCUGCUUCACAGUGAUUUGGCUCCCCAAAGCACUUCGGAUUCCGGUCUGGAAUUUCGGACACAGCCGAUUUUCAUGUUCAAAAUGCCCCGUGCACCGCGCGAUUCGCUCAAGUUUAUCCUUACGAAAUGGUACUCCCCAGAAACGAGUUCUCUCAUUGCAGAUUCUAUUUCAGCCUGUUGCACCGAGGCGCAGUUAAAGAAGUUGAUUGCUGGACCUCUACGUGAUAUCAUGCGUUUCGCUGAGAAGCAUUUCAUGGAACUGAAUAUUUAA
This is a messenger RNA of Echinostoma caproni, 426 nucleotides long. NCBI's taxonomy places the organism in Eukaryota, Metazoa, Platyhelminthes, Trematoda, Plagiorchiida, Echinostomatidae. The record is from the annotation of a GenBank genome assembly.